Gilbertella persicaria is the source of this 1299-nucleotide messenger RNA. RefSeq lists its product as uncharacterized. The transcript has 4 exons. NCBI's taxonomy places the organism in Eukaryota, Fungi, Mucoromycota, Mucoromycetes, Mucorales, Choanephoraceae. Gene Ontology annotation, biological process: COPI coating of Golgi vesicle. The record is from RefSeq and is a predicted model, not a curated record. Gene Ontology annotation, molecular function: GTPase activator activity. The coding region runs from base 1 to 1299 and encodes 432 amino acids.
AUGACAGAACCUACCAAAGAUCAAAUACAGAUAGUCUUUAAGAAACUUAAACAAAACCGUUACAAUAAAGCUUGCUUUGACUGUAGUGCAAAGAACCCCAACUGGGCUUCUGUUUCUUUUGGUGUUUAUAUCUGUACAGACUGCUCUUCAGCUCAUCGCAACUUGGGCGUUCAUAUAAGCUUUGUCAGAUCCACCGUGCUUGAUUCUUGGAGCUGGGAGCAACUCCGUAUGAUGAAAGUAGGUGGCAAUCAAGCUGCCUCUGAAUUUUUUUCCAAGCAUGGAGGCAUUUCAUCUUUUGGAAAUGAUGCACGCAUGAAAUAUUCUAGCAGAACAGGCCAACAGUAUAAAGAAUUGCUUGUUAAAAGAACAGCUGAGGAUGCAACUGCUCAUCCUAAUACUGUCGUGAUUGAUAUCAAUGAUGGUGUUCCUACUGCUGCUCAACCUGAAACUGAGUCUGUUGAACCAGUAUCUACUCCUACACAACCAGAGAUAAAAGAGUCUGUUCAAGAAAAGAAAGAAGAACACGUUGUUGAUGAUAAAAGUAAAAACCAGGAACAAAGACCUGCUGCAACAGUCAAAGCAGCUAGCGCACGCAGUGUUCGCUCUACAAUCACUGCACGUCCAUCUCGUAAGACAGGCAAGGCAUCCAAAUUAGGCGCUAAAAAAGCUCCUGUCAACUUCAAUUUUGAGGCAGCCGAAGCACAAGCUAAACAAGAUAUGGAGCGUAAGAUGAAGUAUGGAGAAGAGGAACAAGAAGAAGAAGAAGAACAGAAAGAAACUACAAAAGACACUGAUACUUUUGUCAAACCAUUGUCUUCUCGAUUGGCUUAUGUCGAUAACAAGGAAGAUAAAUAUGAGAAACUUGGAUUUGGCAUGAAUCGUUUAAACAUGAACGAAAACACAAACAAAGUCUCAAUGCCUGCUCAAAAGUCAUAUCAUUCUUCUGAAGAUGAUUCACGAUCUGCCCAAGAAAAGUUUGGUUCUGCCCGUGCCAUUUCUUCAGACCAGUAUUUUGGUAGAAAUGAAUAUGACCCUGCUAUCUCAGCUGCAGAAUCAAGUCGACUCUCUCAAUUCACAAGUGCUAAAGCUAUUUCAUCUGAUCAGUAUUUUGGUAGGGAAUCUGAUUUAGAUACUCGUACAACCAAUGACACAGUACAUUUGGGUGACUGGGAUAAUGUGCAAGAUCAAGCAGUAGCUAUGGCUAGGAAGUUUGUGGAUCAAGCUGCUUUAGAUUUGGAUGCUGUAAAAGAUUUAGCAGAGACAGCAACAAGUCGUGUUCGAAAUUACUUUAACGCAUAA